Molecule: messenger RNA, 786 nt
Organism: Mytilus trossulus (common blue mussel)
Lineage: Eukaryota; Metazoa; Mollusca; Bivalvia; Mytilida; Mytilidae
Exons: 1
Coding region: 1-786 (261 amino acids)
Source: RefSeq, a predicted model, not a curated record
AUGAAUACUCAAUUCACUCCAUUUCCAAGAUGUCAGAAUGGGAACUCAAAUCAACAAACUCAACAACCACUAAACCAUCCACAUACACCUGGGCUACAGUGGACAAGACCUCCAAUAUGGACUAAACCACCACAAUACCAAGCACCUAUUGGACAGGAUAGACCACAGAAUGAGAACUUUCCUCAACAGGCACUAAACAAUCCACAGAUACCUGGUGUACAAUAUACAAGACCUCCAAUGUGGACUAGACCACAACCCUAUCAAACACCUAUGGGAUUGGUAUUCGCCCCAUAUGCUCCUCAUAUGCAACAACAAAAAACACACAUAAGCUAUGAUACAAGGCAUAAAAAUGUUCAACCACCUCGCCAAAGAGUAAAUACCGAAACGCAAGGACAAAAACGGUCCAGAAUGCAAAGAAAUCAUCAAAAACUGGCGAAAACCACUAACACCAACAGUGAACAAGUUUACAAGCAACAAACUCUCCAUCAAGUGCAAGAAAAUCAGGAGCCAAACCAAAAUUCUCAUCAAAAUCUGGUACAAACUCCAGAAUCAAAUCAGGCUAACACCCAAAUAAGGGAUGGACAUGUACAUGUAUGUACAGAACAUGAUAUGGACACAUCUCAUAGUACAUGUAAGCCAGAUAUUCCACCGUCUAGAAGUAAAUUACAUCAUAGAAGUAUUUCGGAACCAGCCUUAAAUAAUGAACAAAUAAACUCAAACAAGCCUUUUUUAGGAGCAGGCAGAGCCUCAUCAGUAAACUGGACAAUAAACCACAUGAAUUUAUAA